GCAUUAUGGGAUUCUAGUACUUCCGGUAGCACAUGCGGGAAAAGAUGGCAGAAUACGAUCUCACCAGCACGAUUGGCCAAUAUUUAGACCGACAUUUGGUCUUCCCGUUGUUGGAAUUCCUGUCGGUAAAAGAAAUCUACGAUGAAAAGGAAAUGCUUGAAGGCAAAUUGGGUCUACUAAGCAACACAAAAAUGGUGGACUACAUCAUGGAUGUCUACCGAAGUCUAAAUCCGGACAAGGACGUCCCUCCAGAAAUGUACGACAAGCGUGCUGUGGUCGUGGACGAGAUGAAAAAGCUGAUGGCCCAGACGAAGCCGAUUCUUGAAAUCUUCUCCUUGGAAGAAGUCAUUUCUAAAAUCCAGGACACCCGAGAUGGCCGCAUUCUCUUUGAGUAUAUGGCAACAAACCAUGGGUUCCGCCAGGACAUGUUGGACACGCUCUACAAAUUCGCCAAGUUCAAGUACGAAUGCGGAGACUACAGCACCGCAGCUCAGUACCUGUAUUUCUUUAGAGUGUUGAUCUCGCAGAAUGACAAGAACGCGAUGCCCGCUCUGUGGGGCAAACUGGCCUCUGAGAUCCUGAAGCAGGACUGGGAUCAGGCACUGGAGGACCUCAACCAACUGCAGGAGGUGAUAGAUUCUAACACGUUUGUCACCCCCUUGCAGUCAUUACAGCAGAGAACGUGGCUGAUCCAUUGGAGCCUGUUUGUCUACUUCAAUCACCCGCAGGGGAGAGAUGUCAUCAUCGACAAGUUCCUCUACCAGCCAGCGUACCUGAAUGCCAUUCAGACCACGUGUCCACACAUCCUCCGCUAUCUCACAACAGCCGUCAUCACCAACAAGAACCGGAGGCGGACAGUCUUGAAAGACCUCGUCAAAGUCAUCCAGCAGGAGUCGUACACCUACAGAGACCCCAUCACGGAAUUCGUGGAGUGCCUCUACGUCAACUUUAACUUUGACGGCGCGCAGCAGAAACUGCGGGACUGUGAAACGGUUCUGAUCAACGAUUUCUUCCUGGUAGCCUGUAUAGAGGACUUCAUCGAGAAUGCCAGGAUGUUCAUCUUUGAGACGUUCUGUCGCAUCCAUAACUGCAUCAGCAUCAACAUGCUUUCUGACAAGCUGAACAUGCAGGCGGAGGAUGCGGAACGCUGGAUCGUCAACCUCAUCCGAAACGCCCACCUGGAUGCCAAGAUUGACUCGAAGUUGGGUCAUGUUGUCAUGGGUUCGCAGAACGUAUCACCGUACCAGCAGGUCAUCGAGAAGACCAAAAAUCUGAUUUAUCGCAGCCAGGCGCUGGCCAGCAACAUUGACAAGAGAGACGCGGCGAAGAAUGCCUUGAAAUCGCCACAGACGGCAGGGAGUUCCAUGUGGGGAGCUGACAUUUAAUGCGGUUUACUGCACUUUCAAAAAAAGACCUCUGAGGCACCUGCCGAGACCACUGACUGCUGUUUUCUGCAGAGGCUGCAGGCAAGACUUUUGUCCCCUCAGUGAACACGAAACGGUCACAGACAGAUUUCCAGACCGAAUUAGCAUUGGUUCAUCAGUUUCUUUCAAAAGUACCAUUCUGUCUUUUGCCCCCUUUUCCCUCUCAGACAUGCAGCCAAUCAGCAACUGGCUCAUAUAACUCUGAUGCCCUGAUCUAAACUUUUUUGUUAAGAGUAAAGUAAACAGGCCUCAAAUAUAAAGUGGGUCAUUGUACUACGAAAAAAAAAGUACAGUCUCAUCAGUAACCUGCCGAAAUUUCCUUCAAAAUCCACUGAGAGGUUUUUGGAGAUUUUGCAAGAUCAAGGAGGAUAGAGACCAUCCUCCUGGCAAUUUCACACAAAGGUGGCUGCAGUACAAAUGUUCAAGUUCAGAAAAUGUGCCUCCGGCAAUCCUACUUUAGUGGUGGAUUGUGGAGGUUCUAGAAGAGCUGCAAAUUCGAGGGCAGUGUUUCGGUUGUGCUCAAGAGCAAAUUCUGCAAUAACAUUUGAGGAGUUAGAGUACAGUUAGACCCUCAACCAUACUUUGCUCGAACAAAAUGAAUAGUUUGUCAACUCUUGCAAAUCAGCUCUUCAAUGUCAUGCAUCAUGUGACACACAGUGGCAUUCAUUGGAGGUAAUAUUUUCAACUAGUGUCACAACCAUCUAAAUGGCAAAAUACGCAAAACAUAUUUUAUCUAUUUACACCUGCGAUCAUGUUAUGUUGAUUAGUCACUUCACCUAGGAAGCUUCAGAGUGGACUAAUCAAAUGGCCAGCACAAACUUGGGUGCUAGAGGCAUUGAAAUGGUCAAAGCCAAAUGUCUGAUUAGUUGCCAACUUUCUAAAAAUUGUUUGGAAUUCUUGUCUCUACUGUGCAAAAUACAUCCUUGGUCAAAGUGUUAGGUUUUGGAAACCCUCUUUAUAGGUACUUGCCUGCAUUAAACCCCAGUGGUUUCUUGUUCAAGUUGAAUUCUUUUAUCAUCCUGCAAGUUGUGCCUUGGAAAAGUUGCCCUGAAACUAAUGCCUCGGUUUGUUAGAAAAAAAAGAGAGGAGAAACGAACAGGUUGCCCUGUGGUCUCUGAAUAAAACCAGCUUCUGUCAUCACCAAACUGUGUGUUUUCCUCCCUCUUUGGCUCCGGUCUGAUCCAUGUGUCACGUGGGAGUCAAAACAAAGUCACACUGCAUGUGUGCCAGCCGUCACUACCACCAGUUGGGACACGGCGUGUCUGGGUUGCUCCAGGGAUGAGAGCAAGGGGUCAGCCAAGGGAGCAUGUUGCAAGACUUGGUGCACUUGCGUAACACUUGAAAUUGCCAGUUUGGCAUAAGGUGUCAAAGGCAGAACCCGGCACAUUGAAGGUCCAUGCAUUUGCUUUGGUCUACUGUGUUCAACACUGAAGUGAAACAGUCGCUCAUUUUAGUCCGGACUGUACUAAAAAUGUUGAUCGAUGAGCUGAAUGGAAUGACUCAGAAGUUUGAACUUUCCUGUUUUUUCUUUUAAUUAAUAAUGCGCUGUUCCUAAGUUACUUUAUAUGAACAUCGACCACUACCCAUUUGGAAACAUGCCCUGUUCUACAAAGAAACGGGGUGUGGGGGGUGUUUCCGAUUUAAGUUUGCAACUUUUUCAUUUGAACAUUCUGUAGCAUUCUGACUUCCGAGGUGCUCC
Acanthaster planci (crown-of-thorns starfish) is the source of this 3123-nucleotide messenger RNA. It is a transcript of the gene eif3e, whose product is annotated as eukaryotic translation initiation factor 3 subunit E. The record is from RefSeq and is a predicted model, not a curated record. Gene Ontology annotation, molecular function: translation initiation factor activity. NCBI's taxonomy places the organism in Eukaryota, Metazoa, Echinodermata, Asteroidea, Valvatida, Acanthasteridae. Gene Ontology annotation, cellular component: eukaryotic translation initiation factor 3 complex; cytoplasm.